Phytomonas sp. EM1 is the source of this 1770-nucleotide messenger RNA. The record is from the annotation of a GenBank genome assembly. Lineage: Eukaryota; Euglenozoa; Kinetoplastea; Trypanosomatida; Trypanosomatidae.
AUGGACAUAAAAACCAAGAAAGAGUGUGGUUUAGCAGAAGAUACCCAGCAUUUAUGGGCGGACUCUGCGCCAGCGGCUGUCGCUAAGGCGGUGCUUGCCCAACCUUUGAGCUCACCCUGGCGCUUCUUGCUCCAACAGUCCUGCUUGUAUCGUCAGCAUCCUGAAGCGGUGCCUCCAAUGGUUUUGGCAGCUAUGGUUCUCAGCUUUUGUGAUGCGGAUACCUGCUUCAAGCCUAUCGAUGGGGAAUCACCUCUGACGCCAGGGUGCCGUUUCUUGUGCGUGUCUCUGGCGACUGGGACACGCUGCUCUGGGGCGAUAUUGGAAGUGAAGGAUUUCUCUAUGAGACAUUUUUUAAUAAGCGACGGGCAUGCUGAGGUACUUGCACGCCGCUCUCUCCUCGCAUUUUUACUUGAUGCUGUGCGUUCAGCCAGCAGAGAUGGCUGCUGUUUUGGUUACGCAGGUUCUCAGCCGUUUGUGGUGAGGGAUUCUGAAAACAACGGGUGGCGACUGCGUUCGGAUGUUCGGGUUCACUUAGUGGUCACACAUUGGCCAUGCGGUUCCAUGGCGUUGUCGGCCACAUCACGCACAGGGGGGCAUCUCCUUCUGCGUACUCCUUCUGCCAAACUUUUUGGCGCCUGGGAGAAAGAUUGUGUUGCGGAAACGGAGUUUGAGGACGGGUGUCCAGAUGAUAGUGUGAAACAUUCGACAAUAUAUGUGUGCCACCACAUUGUUGCGACGCACGAGAGUAUGUGUGAGAGGGAUCCCCAUUACACUCACUGUUGCCGUGUGAAGCCUGGAAAGGGGCAUCCCAAUCUGAAUAUGAGUUGUAGCGACAAGCUGUGGCGAUGGUCGGUGUUUGGGCUUCAGGGACGUCGUUGCAUGCGCAUUCUGACGCAGCCUAUUCGCUUAAAUAGCAUCGAAGUCGCUGUUGACGUAAGCACCGAUAAGGGAAACGGCAGCAACUGUGUGAGUGGAAUUGAUCAGGCCAAGAACGCACUGGAUUCUUUGUUGUGGAAAACAUGUGCAUUUGAGGAGCAGGUGGGAGCGGGUGGAUGUGGUAGUCACCCUGUUCCAUCACCACUGCCCCUACCCAACAUUUCGGUCUUUUCAAUUGAACAAUUAUAUGGAUUAGGUGACGACAUCCCAAAAGGUGCAAAAGGUGCGUGUGACUCUAGCACAAUUAGCGAUUCUGGCUACUCCCGCUGCUCGUGGAUGACAAACCUUCGUUUCUCUGGUGAAGUCCCAGGUAAGGCUGAAAAGUUAUUGGUGCCUAUGGGAGUGAAUUCACCGAUCAAUUCACCUAAUCACAUCAAUGAUGUUGCCUGUUGCUUGGGCAUCAAGCGUUCACGUGUUUCAGAUCCUGUGACUGACACCGACAACAACCUGAAGGUUAGACCAACCCGCCCUCUAUCCGUUAUCGAGGCUACAUGGAAAGGAAGUUCGUUCCUCACACUUAAUACCAAGGCCGGUCUUCCACAAGGCGUCAGCAUACAGCAACUAAACCGCGCUUUAGAGAAGAUAACACCUAACCUUUUUAUGAGAUACCCCCUAUCUCGAGCGUGGAUGGAGGCACGGGUGGAGUCUGCUCAAAAUGAGCUCACUAAGGACAUGGGGUGUCUAGGAUAUGACACAUGGAAGUUCUCACCUUGUAAGGAUGAUGCGUUUAAAGCACUUUUGUACGGCAUACCAAACAGCUCUUCCUCAUCCGAGAAGAAAUUGCUCUGGGUUAUGAAACACUAUGACACAACAAAUACCAGUAAGAAUACAUAA